Daldinia caldariorum is the source of this 803-nucleotide messenger RNA. RefSeq lists its product as uncharacterized. The transcript has 2 exons. NCBI's taxonomy places the organism in Eukaryota, Fungi, Ascomycota, Sordariomycetes, Xylariales, Hypoxylaceae. Bases 109 to 441 code for a protein of 110 amino acids. The record is from RefSeq and is a predicted model, not a curated record.
ACUUAAGGAAAUUUGCUAGCCAUAUCUUUUAAAGCAGUUCAGAUACGAUUGCCAAACACUCAACCCCCUAAAGUAUCUGACGACCGCUCCCGCAAAACUGGCUAUACUAUGUCCCGCCAUCCGCGCUGUUCACAUCGUCGUUUUCGUACACCUCACUCUAGAGUGAGCCGUCAGCAACAGGCCCUUCUCGGGGUUGGGGCACAAUUCGGAUGCAGGAAGCUGGACUAUACAGAGGUGGCCUUCGCCCUGGACGAGUUACGAAGCAGCCCACUAGAUAUCUCGCAACUGCUCAGAGCCGUGCUUGACCGGUCACUUGCUACCGGUGACUUUCGGAUGAUUUUGCUGGAGUCUAACAUAGUAGCGAGUUUGUCUCUUAGGAGUACUCGUGAAAGAAACAUCAAAGCACAUCGGCUUAGGUUAAUGCUUAAUUUGACCUAUUAGCGCGAAUAUGGUUCUCUAGUUGGGUAUGAGGACACCGGCUUACCUAGUCAGCCCAGAAUUCUAGCUAUGGUAUUAUAGCAUGAGGUUACUAUAUCGGAGAGCUUUCUUUGGAUGAAUGUCAACGAGCAAGAACAACUUCCAAUUAGAAGGAUUGAAUUGCACAUAAGGUUGUGCUUCGCAAGGCCCUCACAGGACAGCAAUGAAUACAUAGCGAGAUUCGGACUUGGAGCCAGCAGCCAGCUAAUUCUUACAAGAGAAGGUCAGCUGGAUAGCUAUUCUAUCUAUAUUUCCUCUUGUCUUGGAAAUGGGCAUGGACACUCCUAUAUCAAGGGGUAGUACGAUAGCUUAUAGUUAACCACGUC